Galendromus occidentalis (western predatory mite) is the source of this 793-nucleotide messenger RNA. RefSeq lists its product as uncharacterized. The coding region runs from base 1 to 579 and encodes 192 amino acids. The record is from RefSeq and is a predicted model, not a curated record. The transcript is spliced from 4 exons. NCBI's taxonomy places the organism in Eukaryota, Metazoa, Arthropoda, Arachnida, Mesostigmata, Phytoseiidae.
AUGACUUCGGAAACUGGAGCCACUAGUCCGGUCGGAACUCUACCUACAGUUAUGCCACCUUCGCGAAAGAGGUUCACAAUUUCCGUCAACCUACACCGUGUCCGGCAAUCGUGUACGCUCCAAAAUGCAGUGCUGUGCAUCGGAAUCUUGAGCAUUGGGCUCUACGUUUUUGAAGCGGUAUUGUUCUCAACGUUCGUUAUCUACGAUGCUGCGAAUCCCACCGGUUCGCCUCAAGAUUCAUGGGCGCUUUCCGUGUCCGUGAUGCAGGUUGUGCAGGGAGUCAUCGGCGCGGUUUUGAGCGUAUGCCUGCUACAUGGCACGAUCAAAGAGGAAGGCCGUUUUGUUUUUGCAUGGCUCCUCUGUACAGGUCUCGGCGUGGCUUUUCUUUUCAAAUCAUGUGUCAUCGAGACCUUGGCGAUCACUGCUCAAGGAGCUGAGGGCAAAAUCGACGCUUUGACCAAAAUAGCCGUCAAAUGUCUCAUCCUCUUCAUCGAGAUGUUCUUCUUCAUAGUCGUGCACGCCUACUACGUCCGUUUGCGACAGGAACAGGACCCACCUCCAUACGACACGAUCGCUUGAAAAAAGUGCCAACUUCGACCGCGAAUCGAACCGCACCACCACUGGCGAUGCCGAGGCUCUUCGCAAAGACCCCUUGAAGGAAGUCGGCAGCCAGUUAGUCUAGCCUAACCUUGUGAUACCACAAUAAGUCAUUGAAUAACUAGCUGUGUAAAUAUACGUCAUAGACUUCCCCAAGAUCGCUUAAAGGUUUCGAAUAAUAAAGUGAGAAUGGGUU